Schizophyllum commune H4-8 is the source of this 3234-nucleotide messenger RNA. RefSeq lists its product as uncharacterized. NCBI's taxonomy places the organism in Eukaryota, Fungi, Basidiomycota, Agaricomycetes, Agaricales, Schizophyllaceae. The record is from RefSeq and is a predicted model, not a curated record. The coding region runs from base 1 to 3234 and encodes 1077 amino acids. The transcript is spliced from 11 exons.
AUGAGUUCGAGUCCUUCCCCUGGUUCCUCUCAUUCUGCGCCGACCAUACCGGCGAAGCGUAAAUGGACGAGCAAGAUGAUGAAAACGUGGGUGGCGACGGAUCCUUCGUUGACGGAGCCGGUCGUCCACCACGGAGACAAAAAGGCGGCAGCGAGGCUCGAAAGGAAGAAGAAACAGAGGAUUGACCACGAGGCAGCCAAACUGGCGCCGCCUACUCACCGUCUUAUUUACCCGCCUAAUCACGCCCGUGCGCCACCUCCGCAACCGAAGCUUGAUCUCGAUGGACUAUUCAGCUUUUUCGACGACAAUGAAGGCACGAAAGACGAACCAGAUACCAUAACCGCGGGUGCACAAAAUGUGGCAACACCAGCCACUCACCAAGACGAAGUGCAUGGUUCUCAUUCGAUAGCAGACGGGGCCGACAUGACACCCGAUGAUGCGGGGCCGAGUGAAAAUGCUGACCUCCGAAAGGAAGGACAUGUGCCGCAGGGUGGUGACCGCACCGCCGCGCAAGCCGACACAUGCGGUGGGCAUCCACCACUCGGGUCGCAUCAAGUUCACCGGGGCGAAAACGACAACCGUGACUGGAACACGCAACUUAGUGGUAUUGUCCGCCCCGCAAGUGCUCCUCCGUAUAACGCUGCCUCCUAUACGUUCAAUGCUACCUCCGACAACGACGCGACGACUGGGCGUGCGAUGAUUGGCGACCGAUCUUCACCAUCCCGCUCUUCCUUCUCCGCCGGCGCGCCUCUGACGUCGUCGACCUUCACCAGGCGCGACAUCGACAUCAGGAUGCGUGAGAAAGCAGUGAACAGCCGCGAGGACUUUGUGCACGAACGCAAAGCGGCCGUCGACAAGCGCGAGCAGGAGGUCAACAGGCGCGAAGUCACUAUGAAAACCCGUGAGGCGUCCGUGAACAAGCGCGAGCACACUGUCCACAAGCGCGAGGUCGCGAUCGACAACCGCGAGGCCGCAGUCGACAACCGAGAGGCCGCGGUCAACAACCGCGAGGACGCGGCAGAUAAGCGCGACGAGGCGGUCCGCAUCCGAGAGGAUUCAGUCGCCAUGCGCGCUCAUGCGUCCGAGUUGCGCCUGAACGAUAUUGAGAGGCGAGAAGCAGAGGCGGCGGCACUACAACACACACUUGGCGAUAGAGAGGUCGCCCUUGCGAAGCGCGAGGUCCACCUCAACAUGCGCGCGAAUGACCUCGACAAGCGGAUGAACGAACUCGAUACGCGCCAUAACGAGCUCAUCAACCGCGCAGACGACCUCGCGAUGCGGGAGGAGGCCCUCACCAGGCUCGAGGGCGACAUGAAGAUCCGCUGCGAAGACCUCGAGAAGCGCCUACAAGCUGUCGCGCAUCGAGAGGUGCUUUCGGCGGAGCGGCACGAUGCUCUCGAAAAACGGGAGGAGGCGACUGCAACGCGUGAAGAGGACAUCACCAGGCGCGAGGAAGCCCUUCGUAAGGGGCUAGAAGCGCUCACCCUACGAAAGGAUGCCCACGUCGGGCACGAUAUCCCCGUUCCACAUAUGGAGGGGAAAGGCGAUGGGGCGGAGUCAUUCAACGUAGGUUGGCGGAAGUUCGGUCCGCAGGGUCGGGACAUAAUUCUCUGGCCCACGAACUUGGUGACCACGACUCCCUUCGUGCCCGACGUGCGAAGAGGGAAGCGCGGCAGAAAUAAGCUGAAAUGGGACUGUACUUACGUGAAGACCGUUGCCCGCACCUUCAAAAGCUCCAGAGAUCGCCCCGAUCUCUGCGUGCAUGCGACAUUCACCACCCGAGAGGCGGCGUUCAAACUCAUAGCUGAGUGCACCGCCAACGGUAAGCCGCUCGUCUUCGACAAUUUCCCCGAUUCCGUCGCUUGGGCGCAAGCAUGCACUUCGGUUGAUGACGACCCGUUCAUGAAUCCCCUUACGUGGUCCAUCGACCGGCUGGAGGGCGUCGUAGGCGCUAACGUCCUGACCCCACGCGACUUCCAAGACGCCCCUCUCAGAGAGAAGAACCCACUCGCGCCCUAUGCCACUGCGACUCUUCUCGACUUCCAUGCUUGGCUGAAGAUGCCUGACAAAGUGCGGUGCAUCCUUGACCUAACGUGCGGGUUCCCCCAACGCGACAACGUCACGGACCGGAUCGCCGACAACGUCAUCGAGACCAUCUCCUCAACACCCGGCAACAGAUACAGCGGGCAUUUCAACGUCGCUGCGGACAUAAUGAAGACUCUCGAUUGGUUCCUCCUGCACACCGCUGGUUUCCUCACCUUCGGCCACAUCGACGCGAGCGGUAUGGCGACGUCGGCAGAGAUACGCGGAGGCGGACUGAAGGAAUGGUUCAUCUUCGUCGCGACCAACAUGCCGAAGCCACAACCGGGCGAUACAAGACUGCAGCGUCGACGAGUACAUGCGCGACUCAUCCUUCGUGUCCUCGAACUUAUUCAGGCUGCGAGCACGGAUUCGCUGGAGGCCCCCAAAUCGGUACAUGGUGUUGCGCCCGACUGGCAGGUAGAUGGCUGCAUCAUCGAACUGAGGCCCGGCAUGAAGUAUUACCAGCCAGCUGGAACUGUUCACGGCGCCUUCACGCCCGUUCCCACCGCCGCGGCCGGUAAACAUUACUUCACGUACGACGAUCUGCAUCGGAUGGAAGUAUCCAGGAGGGUCCAGAUCGCCAAGGACGGAGUUACGAAUCACAACCACAAUUGCGGUGUCCAGUUGAUGCUCAUCUCCAUGGCCGCUGCUCUGCCAAUACGAUCCACUACCGGGCAAGUCUUCUACAGGAAGCCCAUGAUUGCCAUGGCCCUUAUGCUCGUCCGCCCCAAGGACUACAUCAAGGAGGCCGAGGCACCCGAGCAGCUUAGCGGCGACGACGACAAGGAGACGAAGGCGAAGAACGCGGAGCGUUUGGCCGAGUACACCAUGACCGAGCGACUACGAUCAGAUACGUGGGCGGAGGAGGGUACGGCAUUCGAUCGACUCGCGUAUACCGUGGCCACCACGAUUCUGAUCGCGUGCAAGACGAAGUAUCCCGGCGACUCGAGAGCGAAGGCACCUGGGCCAGAAUACAUCCUUGAAGGCGAGCGGUGGGAUGACCCAGGUCCUCCUUUGGACGUUAGAGGGCUCAUGGACGAUCUGCGCGUCAAGCACGUCGACGAAGUGACCAAGCGGUUCGCCCCUUCGGACUCUGAGCCGGAUUCUGAGGCUGAGUCAGACUCUGAGAGCGAUCUGACGGACCUGGACUAG